Molecule: messenger RNA, 1559 nt
Organism: Lingula anatina
Lineage: Eukaryota; Metazoa; Brachiopoda; Lingulata; Lingulida; Lingulidae
Product: protein mono-ADP-ribosyltransferase PARP4
Cellular component (GO): cytoplasm
Molecular function (GO): NAD+ poly-ADP-ribosyltransferase activity
Source: RefSeq, a predicted model, not a curated record
GUCAAGAGAACUGCCUCCAUGGCUGUGGUGGAGAUGACAGCAGGACAAGCUUUGGGAGAUGGGUUCCAGUUAUUGAUAGGACUGGCCGAGAUCCAUGUGCCCAGGAUGUGGGUGGAGGAAGAUGUAGAUAACCCUGGAUCACCAGCUUGCAUGUUGACCUUCUACCCAGAGUUUGAAGCAGAGUCAGACCUGGCCUGUGAGGUUAUCUUACUGAUUGAUGUUUCCAAUUCUAUGAAGGAGAAAGCAUUGCAGGAUGCCAAGAAAGUGGCUUUGCUUACACUGCAUCAUCUGUCAAAUGGUUGUGUGUUUAAUGUUGUGUCUUUUGGAACUGGUUUUGAAGAGUUGUUUCCAUGUUCUAUGGGGAAGACGAAGUUAACAGUGAAACAAGCACAAGAAUUUAUUCAGGCAUUACAACCUUCUGGUGGGAACACAGAAGUUAUUCAACCACUGCAAGUAAAUUUCCUGCUCAAACCAAGUCAAGGGUUGCGCAACAUAUUCCUCAUCUCUGAUGGACAUGUCAACAACGAGGAAGCUGUCUUCACAGCUUUGAGAAAGAACUAUGAGCACACUAGGCUGUUUACUCUGGGAGUUAGUGCAACAGCCAAUAAGUACUUGCUACGGUCUUUAGCCAGAGUUGGAGCAGGGGCAUAUGAGUACUUUGACAAUAAAACUAAAUCCAAAUGGGAGAAAAAAGUGAAGUGUCAGCUAGACAAGGUCUCUCAGCCAGGCUUGACAUCUGUGUCUGUUGCUUGGCAACAGUAUGAUGAUGAUCUGCCACCUCCUGUACAGGCACCCACCCAGAUCACCUCACUUUUCAAUGGUUCUAGACAGGUGGUGUAUGGGUUUGUGCCCAACUGUAUGCAAGCCACUCUUAAGGCAAUGAUCGCCGGAUUUGAAGUCUCUACAGUUGUUUCCACAUCUGACUUAAGCAUCACAAAAGGAAAGAUAUUACACCGUCUUACAGCUAAGGCAAUCCUUAGAGACUGGGAAGAGGGAAGCCUGGAUGAUGACAGGACACAGCAUGAGGUCCUGAAAAUGAAUCGAAAGAAUCUUAUAAUUCAGCUCAGCACAAAGUAUUCCAUUGUAACACAGUUUACCAGUUUCAUUGCCAUUGAAAAGAGAGAAAAGGAUGAAGAUAUGAGCAGUGAAGGUCCGAGGAUUGAGGCUAUCUUGGCAGAAGAAGAUGUAGAUAUUCUGCCAUAUAUUGGAUGGAAGGAGAAGGAAGAGAUUCUUAACAAGCAGGAGGAAAAACGGUUAAUAUUUCAUCUGACCUGUAAAGUUCUUUGACAUGUUUUUAGUCUAUUGUCUUGUCUGGAGAGAUAAGGCAGUUUGUUUCCAGUGUAAUUUGUUAUCUAGCCCUGAUUUGAAAACAAAGCCUUGCCUUAGAGGUGUGAUAAAAUGUUUUAUUGCAAGAACAUAAAAUUCCUUCUUGCAAAUUUGCGAAAGAAAUUGCCCCAGGCCUGAUAUUCUGCUGAGUGGGAUGAUAUGUGCUGUGUAUGUACUAAUUCUGUUUAUUUCUUUUGCUUAUAAAAUGUGGUCUGUACAAUUGCUUAAAUAGU